UCCGAGUCCACAGUCGUAGCUCUGCCUCUCUGGGUUGCGGGUGCGUAAAACUGCGCGCAGGAGUACGUUCAUCAUUCAGGCAUCUCAUAACGGCAAUGAAAUUCAUACAGUAAACGUGAAGACAUACGCAGCCCAACAUGACGGUGGAUUUUGAAGAAUGCAUCAAAGAUUCACCCAGAUUCAGGGCAAACAUCGAUGAAGUGGAAACAGAAGUUGUCGAAAUUGAAGCUAAGCUAGACAAGCUGGUGAAGCUAUGCAGUGGGAUGAUCGAGGCUGGCAAGGCAUAUGUCACUGCCAACAAGCUCUUUGUCAACGGGAUCCGAGACCUUUCCCAGCAAUGCAAGAAGGACGAAAUGAUCUCGGAGUGUCUGGAGAAGUUUGGCGAGAGUCUUCAGGAGAUUGUCAACUAUCACAUGAUCCUGUUUGACCAAGCCCAGAGAUCUGUGAAGCAGCAAUUGCACAAUUUUGUGAAGGAAGAUGUGCGUAAGUUCAAGGAAACUAAGAAGCAUUUUGACCGUGUGCGUGAGGACAUGGAGAUAGCGCAGGUGAAGAACGCUCAGGCGCCGCGGAACAAGCCUCACGAGGUGGAGGAGGCCACCAGCUCCCUCUCUGUCACCAGGAAGUGCUUCAGGCACCUGGCACUCGACUACGUCCUGCAGAUCAAUGUACUUCAAGCAAAGAAGAAAUUUGAAAUCUUGGAUGCGAUGUUAUCCUUCAUGCAUGCCCAGUACUCGCUCUUCCAUCAAGGCUAUAACCUGCUUGAUGAGAUCGAUCCCUAUAUGAAGAAGCUGGCCGCUGAGCUGGACCAGCUGGUGAUUGACUCGGCGAUGGAGAAGAGAGACAUGGAACACAAGCACGCGACCAUUCAGCAACGGACUCUACUACAGGACUUCUCUUACGACGACUCUAAGAUAGAAUUCAAUGUGGACGCCCCAAAUGGAGUGGUGAUGGAGGGCUACCUGUUCAAGAGAGCAAGCAACGCCUUCAAAACGUGGAACAGGCGCUGGUUCUCUAUACAGAACAAUCAGCUGGUCUAUCAGAAGAAGCUAAAGGACUCUUUGACUGUGGUGGUGGAGGACCUGAGACUGUGCUCUGUGAAGCCUUGUGAGGACAUCGAGAGGAGGUUCUGCUUUGAAGUCGUCUCCCCCACCAAGAGCUGUAUGCUGCAGGCUGAGUCCGAGAAGCUUCGUCUGUCAUGGAUCCAAGCCGUGCAAGCUAGCAUCGCCUCAGCCUACCGGGAAAGUCCAGACAACUACUACAUUGAGCACUUGGACCGGACGGCCUCUCCCUCCACAAGCAGCAUAGACUCGGCCAGCGAGCCUCGUGAGCGCAGCGUGAGAGGGGAGAGCAUCCUGCAAAGGAUCCAGUCUCUCCCGGGGAACGAGGUGUGCUGCGACUGCGGCCAGGCCGACCCACGCUGGGCCAGCAUCAACUUCGGCAUCCUGCUCUGCAUAGAGUGCUCCGGCAUACACAGGAGUCUAGGGGUGCACUGCUCAAAGGUUCGUUCUCUAACGCUGGACACAUGGGAACCAGAGCUACUGAAGCUCAUGUGUGAACUUGGGAACAGCAUCAUCAACCACAUCUAUGAAGGCACACAUGUAGAACAGGGUUUACGGAAGCCAGGACCAAACAGCUCAAGGCAGGAGAAGGAGACUUGGAUCAAAGCCAAGUACGUGGAGAAGAAAUUCCUGAAGAAAAUGGUGGCCAGCGAGGUGCUGAUCAACGCCAACCGCAAGUCGGAGCACCGCUGGAGCGUGAAGAAGUGCCGGCGCCACCACAGCGCCACCACGGUGCCCAAAACGCGGCGGAAAUACCGGCAAGACCGCGGGAUCACCUCCCCUGCCACCCUCUCCACAGCCACUGCCGCCCUUGAGAGGAAGUUCCAGCGUGACUCUCUCUUCUGCCCUGACGAGCUGGACUCCCUAUUCUCCUACUUUGACACAGGCUCUGGACCCCGCAGUCCGGCAGGUCUGAGCAGCGACAGUGGACUGGGUGGCAGCACGGACGGCAGUACAGACAUCCUGGUAUUCGGCUCAGUGGUGGACAGCGUUACGGAAGAAUGUGAGGUGUCAGAGGACUCGAGUGGAGAGGCAGAGCUGGAGACAGAGACAGACAGGGACGUGUCAGACCCGGAGGACGUGCGGGGGCCGGGGGUGGAGCUGAGUCCCAGGACUCUCCUCUACAAGGUGUCCCGCGCCCGCAACCUACCCGUUAUGGCCGAAGCUCUGGCCCACGGUGCCGACGUCAACUCCUCCAACGAAGAAGACGAGGGCAAGACGCCCCUCAUCCAGGCCGUCAUCGGAGGCUCGUUGAUAGCCUGUGAGUUCCUGCUCCAGAACGGCGCGGAUGUCAACCAGAGAGAUGCUAAGGGCAGAGGGCCCCUGCACCACGCCACAUAUCUGGGCCACACGGGGCAGGUGUGCUUGUUCCUGAAGAGAGGUGCGACACAACAUGACGGUGACGAGGAUGGAAACGACCCCUUGAGCAUCGCGGUGCAGGCGGCCAACGCCGACAUUGUCACUCUGUUGCGACUGGCCCGGAUGAACGAGGAGAUGCGCGAGUCGGAGGGUCCGUUUGGUCAGCCAGGAGACACCACGUACCUGGACAUCUUCAGAGAGUUCUCCCACAUGGCCUCUCAUAAUCCGGAAAAGCUGAAACGUCGAAGUGUACACUUCCGUCACUCCUUUAGGUAG
Engraulis encrasicolus (European anchovy) is the source of this 2693-nucleotide messenger RNA. It is a transcript of the gene acap3a, whose product is annotated as ArfGAP with coiled-coil, ankyrin repeat and PH domains 3a. The record is from RefSeq and is a predicted model, not a curated record. The transcript is spliced from 25 exons. Bases 138 to 2693 code for a protein of 851 amino acids. Lineage: Eukaryota; Metazoa; Chordata; Actinopteri; Clupeiformes; Engraulidae. Gene Ontology annotation, cellular component: cytoplasm. Gene Ontology annotation, molecular function: GTPase activator activity; protein binding.